CCGUAACUAUUAUUCUGUUACUAUUUUCGUGGACUCUAUUCUCUUCACCAUCCCUCUUUUAUUUAUUCAUUUCAUUCCAUCGUUCUUCUUUCUAAACCAAACCAAACCUUCUCGAUUUCCAACCAACAACGCUCUCAAUGGAAGAAGUUAACGUGGUAGAAACUAAGGAUGGAACCGUUUCAGUAGCUACUGCAUUUGCUGGUCAUCAGGAAGCUGUGCAAGAUAGAGACCACAAAUUUUUAAGAAGAGCAGUCGAAGAAGCAUACAAAGGAGUAGAUUGUGGAGAUGGAGGCCCUUUUGGUGCUGUUAUUGUUCACAAUGAUGAAGUAGUUGCUAGCUGUCACAACAUGGUUCUGAAUUUUACUGAUCCAACUGCUCAUGCAGAGGUCACGGCAAUAAGAGAGGCUUGUAAGAAGCUUAAGCAGAUAGAACUUUCAGAUUGUGAAAUAUAUGCUUCUUGUGAACCUUGCCCCAUGUGCUUUGGUGCAAUCCACCUUUCCCGAAUUAAGAGAUUGGUUUAUGGGGCGAAGGCAGAAGCAGCAAUUGCUAUUGGGUUUGAUGAUUUUAUUGCAGAUGCAUUGCGAGGUACUGGAUUCUAUCAGAAAGCAACAUUGGAAAUUAAAAGAGCUGAUGGUAAUGAGGCCGUCAUUGCAGAAGAGGUUUUCGAGAAAACAAAGGCGAAAUUCCAAAUGUAUUAGAUUUCAUUUUUUUUCUUUCAUACAUGAUGACAAUUAGCCAUAAAGCGUUGGCUUCAUUUGAAUUACUGUAAUUGUUGAUAUCGGAUUGAUCUCAUUUAAGUAUCACAAGGUACACGCUACAAUUUGGAUUGCAUCAGAUAAUCACUAUCUGAUUGUCAACCCGUUCUAAUUCACAUUUUCACAUGGGAAGAUAUCAAAUGCAUUCCCUUCUUUAUCAUGUCAUUCCCACUGAUGUUAAAUGAAACCUUCUAUUUUUUCCUGAA
Medicago truncatula (barrel medic) is the source of this 961-nucleotide messenger RNA. RefSeq names its product guanosine deaminase. The transcript is spliced from 5 exons. The record is from RefSeq and is a predicted model, not a curated record. Gene Ontology annotation, biological process: purine nucleoside catabolic process. Lineage: Eukaryota; Viridiplantae; Streptophyta; Magnoliopsida; Fabales; Fabaceae. Bases 138 to 698 code for a protein of 186 amino acids. Gene Ontology annotation, molecular function: guanosine deaminase activity; zinc ion binding.